Messenger RNA from Paracoccidioides brasiliensis Pb18, 282 nucleotides. RefSeq lists its product as uncharacterized. The coding region runs from base 1 to 282 and encodes 93 amino acids. The transcript has a single exon. The record is from RefSeq and is a predicted model, not a curated record.
AUGUAUUACGUCCUACAGAGACUCCGCUGGGAGGGUACAUACAUUGGAGAAAUUGUGUCUGAGUGGCUAGUGAGGCCAGACGUUCAAUUUCGCAUAGAAUCGAUGCUUUUGAUAUACCGUAUCCGAAAAGCAGACGAUAUUAGCUCCGUGGUUAUCCGAUGGCUGAAUGAGAAGAAGAAGCUUGGAAGUGGAUGGAGUCGAUAUCCCCCAACUGAAGCUAUUCAAACUACCGAAAUUGCCAUCGCCAGGUGGGGCCAAUCCGUAUAUCAACAUUGCAUAUAA